GCGCUCUCUCCCCGCUGUAAGUGCUUUUUCUCUCUCUCUUCCAAACACACACACACGCUCUCUCAGACUUCUGUUGAGCAGCUGCUGGAUGUGAACUGGAGGAGCGUCAGCCUCAAGAGCAGAGUCAGUGAAUCAGCUCAUCAGCCCGGGCAGAGCGGCACUCAGGACACUGCAGCUGCUCGGUCAAAGCCUUUUUACGCGCCUGGGGAGAUACCUCAAAAACUCAAAUGCUGUCGUGAGAAGAUUGUUUUCGUCAAUUUCCCUCUGGAAUAUUCUGUGUGAUUACUGGAAAACCACCUUAAAUUAAAUCUGUGAAAGUCGGAGGACAUCUCCAAGGCAGGAUGAGGGGGUUUUCAGCUUUCUCCAACGUGAUUCUGGUUGCGCUACUUGUCGCGACCGUCUCAGCGACCAAGUUAAAUGUACCCCGACUGAGACUGUCCUACAAAGACCUCCUGUCCACCAACAGGUCGUCCAUCUUCAGCGGUCAUCAUGGCCAGCUCACACUCACCGCCGUCUUCCUGGAUGAGUACCGCGACCGCCUCUUCGUAGGAGGGAAAGACGUCCUCUACUCUCUCCUGCUGGGACCCACCAGCAGCGAGUCCAAAGAGAUCUACUGGCCCCCGUUACCUGGCAACAGAGAGGACUGCAUUCAAACGGGUAAAGAUCCCCAGACGGAGUGUGCCAACUUUGUUCGACUCCUGCAGCCCUACAACCGCACCCACCUCCUGGCCUGUGGGACCGGUGCAUUCCAGCCCAUGUGUGCCUUCAUCUAUGUGGGACACAGAGGAGAGCACGUGUUCACAAUGGACCCUACCAACGUGGAGAACGGACGAGGGAAGGUUCCACAUGACCCCAGCCUACCCUUUGCAAGCACCUUCAGUGGUGGGGAGUUGUAUGCAGGACUGACAGCAGACUUCCUGGGCAGAGACUCUGUGAUCUUCAGGAGUAUGGGAGGUCGCUCCACCAUGAGGACAGAGACUGACCAGAAACUCCUCCACGAUCCAAAGUUUAUUGCUGCUCACCUCAUCCCAGACAACGACGACCGAGACAACGACAAAGUGUAUUUCUUCUUCACUGAGAAGGCCACGGAGGCGGGGGACAGGGAGGGGGCCAUACACACCCGUGUCGGGAGAGUGUGUGCGAACGAUGUUGGAGGCCAGAGAGCGUUGGUGAACAAAUGGAGCACCUUCAUCAAAGCCAGGCUGGUGUGCUCUGUACCAGGACCGCACGGCAUCGACACACACUUCAACCAACUGGAGGAUGUUUUCCUGCUGAGGACGAAGGACGAGAGGAACCCAGAUGUGUAUGCCAUCUUCAGCAGCAUAAGUAAUGUGUUCCAGGGUUAUGCUGUGUGCGUUUAUCGUAUGGCCGACAUCAGAGAAGCCUUCAACGGACCCUUUGCACAUAAGGAGGGCCCUGACUACCAAUGGGGGGCCUACGAGGGAAGGGUCCCUUAUCCAAGACCAGGAGUGUGCCCGAGUAAAAUCACCAACCAGCCAGGCAGAGAGUUUGGCAGCACAAAGGACUUCCCAGAUUCUGUGCUGCAGUUUGCACGCAACCACCCGUUGAUGUGGCGGCCGGUGUAUCCAGCCCUGCGCCAGCCUGUGCUCGUAAAGGCCAACAUUCCUUACAAGCUGAAACAAAUUGUGGUGGACCGAGUCGAGGCAGAGGACGGGCAAUAUGAUGUCAUGUUCAUUGGCACAGAUACUGGUACUGUUUUAAAGGUCAUAGCCCUGCACAGUGGAAACAGUCUGGAGACAGAGGAAGUCACAUUGGAGGAGCUACAAGUCUUUAAAGUGCCAACCCCCAUUACAUCCAUGGACAUUUCAGUGAAAAGGCAAGCCCUGUAUGUGGGCUCUCCAGCAGGGGUGGCGCAGGUGAAGCUGCAUCGCUGUGAGACUUAUGGGAAAGCCUGUGCUGAGUGCUGCUUGGCCAGAGACCCCUACUGCGCCUGGGAUGGAUCAUUGUGUGCACAAUUUAUUCCCAACAGCAAACGGCGAUUCCGCAGACAGGACAUCAGGCAUGGAAACCCUGUGCUGCAGUGUAUGGAUGAGAAUCUGAGUGAAGACCUUGAUGUGGCAGAAGACAGGGUGGUGUAUGGGACUGAGAACAACAGCACCUUCCUGGAGUGUGUUCCUCGCUCUCCACAAGCUACUGUUACCUGGCUAGUCCAACGUGACAACCUCAAGGAAGAGGUGAAGCUGGAUGAUCGAGUCAUGUCUACUGAGCAGGGCCUCCUGUUCCGUCGUCUGUUCCGCCAGGACGAAGGUGUGUACAUCUGUCGCUCUGGAGAGCAUGGCUUCACUCAGACCCUGGCCCGCCUCACCCUUGAAGUCCUCCAGGGGGAGACUGUGGAUGAGCUCAUGGCACGUGACAACAUGGCCGGCCUGUCCGACUCGUUCAAAGACCGCUCAACAGGAAGCUACAGGGCCUGGAUGCCUUGUGCUGCAUACAGCAGGGGCUCAUCUAACCAAAUGGGCCAGUCGCGUACGUGGUUCAAGGAUAUCAUGCAGCUGAUCGGGCCGUCUAACCUGCCGCAUGUGGAGGAGUACUGCGAGAGGAUGUGGUGCAACGACAAGCUGAGGAGGAAGCACAAGGGCAUGCUGGAGAAGUACCGCCAGGCACAGGAGAGCGCCAGAAAGGCUCGUAGCAAGAGCUCUGGAGAACGGAACCGGACGCCAAGGGAUCUCAGUGUAUGGGAGGAGUAAUGGAUGGAGAGCGAAAAGGGGAAUUCAAAAUGCAAAUAGAAAGGGACAAAGAUUACAUAACAGGACAAGAUUAACUGGGCUGUAAAAAGGGUCAAGACCAGCAAUAAGUCCCAAUGGUCAGAACUUUCUGAUUUGUGUUUGAGAGAAUAAGAUGAGAAAACUGUCUGCUCUUGCCAUUGACCUAAACAGAAAGGAUUUUAUAAAAUCAGUAUGUGUAUAGAUGAGGUUCUGGGUUGGUUCUGGAUAUAUGGCCCUAAAAGACAUAAGAGUUCAGUUGUCUGAAUAGACUCCACAGAAAUUGACUGCUACUGAACUGAACUGGUUGUUGCCAUUGUUAUCAAGCUAACGGAAAGGAGACAAGAGACAAUCUAAUAAAUACACUCUGAGGAUGCUUGUUUGCUCUUCCCUUCUCACACAUACGCUCUUGUAUACAUUGAAAAACCUAGAAGUGACAGAUACUACUCUUAUUUUAUCAAGUCAUUUAAAACCUUCAAAUCUUAACCCUCAAUGGUGUAUACGUGCAUGCUGGUGGACUGACUUUACCGACAGCCUCAUUAGGUGUUUUUGGACCAGGGGAACUAUUUCAUAGUUCGAAGAACAGUCAGAAAAACCUUUUCCAUUCCCUCGCUGUCAACACAACAGAUCUGGAUAUGAUUGAAGUUCUUUGAAUGCUGUUUAUUGAGCAUGUUUUGAUUAAGGUAUGUAGACUCCCCACUCAAGAGGUAGCCUAAGAACUUAAAGUUUUGGAAAUUGGUGAAUCUAAAUUUGCAUUUCCAGCUCCAUUAUUUUCAUGAAACCCACAAAUUGGAACGAACACACCUCAGUCUAUCUACCAUGCCUUUUAGUGGCAGAAGUCUGCAAACAGACAAAGCCUCUGGAUGUAUGUUUUUUUCUCCCUGCCAACCUCACCACUUGGCAGUUAAUUUUAAUGAACUGUUUGUUCCCCUAAAACUCAAUAGGUGUUUUCCGAGUUGGCUUUUGGGGCUAUAAAAAGAGGAGCAUCAAAUAUUUGACAUUAUUUGCAUCUGUGAGUAUUGCAAAGUGCAAAUUUGACACACAUGGACAUAUAAACUUACUCUCCAUUUAUUUUUUACUUUACCACAGUUCUAGGGACUUUUUGAAGUGAAACUAUCCACAUGAGAGUUUCCUGAGAACUAAACACCAUGGGGACUUUUUUCUGUCUGCAUUCGCACCACCAUUGUACCUACUUUGAAGCAAGAAGCAAUACGAUUCCUCUUAACGGGGAUCUAGGAACUAAAAUUAUUCAUAGUUCCUGCGGAGGGGAAUCAUGAAAAGAGGGGGGAGGGUUCCAACAGCUCCUAGAACUAUUUAAAAGUUCCUGCGGUGCAAAAAACGGCUAAUGUUUUUAAAAAAUAUAUUUAUUGCUCAAUGUCCCUAACUUUUCUCUGCACUUGGCUUUCUGCGAUAUAAUAUUCAUAUUUUAGCUCAACACAAGACAUAACUGACCUUACAGUACUCAGAAAAUGUAGUUAAAUAUAUUUAAGAGGCACAUGUUGAUAACAAACACCAGCUCACUUUAGGCACUUGCUGUAUCAGAUCUUGCCAUUGCUCAUGGACAAUGGGGAAUUUAGGUUUUUGCAAACUGUUGCAUUGACCCAACUCUCACACACACAUCAUACUAAACAUAUAAGCUUAACUAGCUCAACUGGAAGCUACCAUGAGACGACUGUUGAUGGUUCAACAGAUUAAAGGCUCAUUGCUUUAUUUUAACUUGUGAGAGUUGAACUUUCCAUUGAAAUCCAGCUAGAGAUCAAAAUGGCUUAUUGUCAUGCUUUUGGAUACAUACCGUUACACCUCAUGGAAUGUACCUAAUGGCCACAGUCAAGCUCCAAUUUACUACACUGUUGAUCUCUAGGUGUCUAAACUCCAUGAAAACCAUGUAUGUGAUCUAAUUUUCAUAUGACUGUUCACUACAUUACAUGAAUUACACCCAAACACGUCACCUUAAAGUUUUUGUUUACUUAUAAGCUAAUAGUAGAAAAUCAUAUUAAUGGAAAAAUGACAUAACCUGACCUCACAGUUGUAAUGUCGCCUCUCACAUGAAAUAUCCACUGAACUCGUUUGUGCUUUAGCUUUGGGAGACAAUUGGCCCUAUAGGGGAUUCUAACAAUAGAUGGAACAGUGAAGGGGUCAGCUGUACUUUCUACUCUUGUGCUUUCUGCUUUGUAAACACUGGUUUUAAGACGGUUCAUGGUUUGAAAACAUGAUAAUCCACAUUGUUAUUGUCUUCAGUUGUGUUGUUAAAAUAGAACUUUAGGGGUUAAAAAGGUAAAAAAAAUGAUUUCGCCUUCAGGAGUGGAGAGGAGAACGAAGAGUUGAAAUGAUUAAGAGUUCAGGAGACGGAGCAGAUAAAGAAAAGACGUGUCUCAAAUACAGAGGAAGUCAGUGAAGAGCAAUGAAAGGAGAGAACAAACAAUCUUCAGUUUCCAUUAAAGGCUGUAUGUUGAUGGUAGAAGCAUCUUUUGGAGCUUCAGUGAUACAGGAUGAAAUGUUCAAAUCAAUCAACCUGCAAAAUAAAGACAUUACAAAACAUUUUUGUAAAGACCAUUUUUAGGGCUGUCAGCAUAAACCUGUUAAUCACAAUGCAUCGUGGGUGAGCCACCGCAGCGUCUCCCUGUUGUCACAGUAACUGAAAAGAACAACACCACUGCGCCUUUAAAAGGCUCCUUUCACUUUAGAAAAACUCCUGGACGGUGAAGUGGACCACUCCACCUUGUGAUAUCAAACAUUUCACCUUUUCAUUGUUCCCUUUAGCUGUUUCCAUUUACUUUUCAAUCCGUGAUGACUUCCUUUUUCCUUGGUAAAGUUAAUGUCGAAACCUUUGCUCUAUCGGAAGUUCAUUAUUUUCUUUCAAAAUAAAAGCAGGUUUAUAUCUAAAUUAGCUUAAGACAGUACGGAAAAAAACACAACUCUUUUAGAAUGCAAAUUAAUGGAAUUUUAAACAUGCAAUUUAAAAUGUGAAUAAUAUAUCAAACUUCUGUGAUUAAUUAAAAAAUUAUCAUUUGAAAGCACAACUUUUUAAAAUGAUAUUUUUUUAAAUUAAGAUAAGCUUUCAACUGUAUCACUGUAACCACAAAUGGAUGCAUUAUGGAAGUCUAGUGUUUCACAUUGCUAGUUAAAAUUUGCCUGAUUCAAAACCCAGCAUGCAUUCAGUUUUGAUGGAAACCUUGAACUAAGAUUAUAAAAAAUGCUGGUUCCAAAGUGGUCACGGCAUCAGCUUCCACUUACAAACAAAACUUCAACACAAAAGUUAAGUAUCAUUCAUUUUGAGUCAGUUAUUCGGUUAGAAACUAAAUGAUCUGCUCAUAAGUAGCCUCUUGUUGCCAAAGAACUGAGGGCCUCCAUCUCCGCUUUGGCAGCCAUGUGAUAUUUAAAUUAUACAAAUUAUAAUAAUCCUUCCUUGUAUAAAAGUGGCUUAUUUAUUUUGGGAGAACUCAUCUUUAAAACGAGCCAGGAAGUUGCUCAAACACCAGUGAACUUUCGGUAACCGUGGUGGUUUGACUUAAUGGACAAAUGAAAAGAGAGGAGUGAAGAUUGGGACUAGGAGUAGACAGAUUUUUUUCUAAAGGUACUAAAAGCAUCUGGUGAAGUCUGUAUUUGCAACUAAUAAUGUCUUUUAAAUGCAUUUUCUGCCAACUUAUCAAAGUUAAUAUUACAAAUGGUGACAUAUUUAUUACCAGUUUGUACAGGACACGUUUUUACUCCAGCUAACUCUAUUUUCUUAGUUUGAGGAUUUUGAGACUAGCUCUUAGAUUGCACUUGUGUUUUGUUUUUCUUAAUAUUGCUUCUGAUGUGUAACUAACUAAACUUACAGAAAAUUACUAAAUAAAGGGGGUAUGCAUCAAAGAGUCUGAUAGUUUGCAGGGAAGAAAACAGUGUAAACUCAUGAAAAUAAACUCAACAGUGGAUCGUCAGUUUUAUGUUUUAGUCUGGUUUGAUUUCAUAAAGUUUAUCAAGUGGAUAAAAUAAAAGUGAAUUUAUGUCUUUAAAAACUGUUGUAUAUUCUUUUUGUUGUGAUUGUAAAGUUGGUGUUUUUGAAGUUUCAAUUUUCUUGCAACUGUCAUCAGUGGUACUCAACUGGUGGGUUGGGACCUAAAUGUGGGUCGCAGACAUGUCUUCAGUGGAUCGGGAAUCUGUGCCCGGAGAAAAUAGUGGAGUCAAAAACUUUAUGGAGAUCUUUUAAAAGAUGCUUGUUUUAUUCUGUAUUUUUGUUCUAUCAUGUUUCGGACCGUCAUGGUCCAAAAAUCCACUUUUUUUUAGUAAAAUAAAUCUGAAUGGUUGAAAAAUAUCUGAAAUUUUGGUUGUGAUUCAUCAUGUGGAGUGGUGGUGGGUCCAGAGGCUACCGGUUGAGAACCACUGAUCUAAGAAGGAACCAGCAAACUAAAUACUGACAGGAUUGGAGUCUUAAGCACACAAUACUUCAGGGUGAUUUUUUAUUUGUGCAUUUUCAAAUAUGGAAUUUUUAAGUAGCUGACCAGAAUUUGCAUUACUGCUUAUUAGUGUGUAACUCCUGCAUGUUUAAAACCAACAUUGUAAAGCCUACGAUUGCAUUUCAGUUUCAAAGUGUGUCGUGGUGUUGCAUCUUCCAUUCACAUUUUUACUCCUGAACUGUCCUCGUUCAGUGCUGUUGGUCAAUGCUUUUUGAAUUUUAUCUAAAACACGUGUUGAAUUUAAAGACUGCAUACUUCUUUAAUGUAGUAUUUAACAGCAUUUAUAACAUUUGAUGGAUUUUAUCGUUCAACAAAGACUCAAGACAGUCGUCAAUGUAUAUUGUUUUAACUUUUGUUAAACUACACCGGGUGAUUUCUCUGAUUAGCUGCUCCUCCUGAUUGGAACAACACUAAUCAACUAAAUGUGUGCGCAUGAGGUGAUCUGCACAGCUACUCUGCUCCAGGCAAACCAGAGGUUCAGUCAGUAACAGACACUGGAAGAAGAAACUGCAUUAAAAACACACGAUGUGAUUACGAUUAAGGCAUCCAUGAACUUUGGAAGUCAGCCGUCCAACAAGCACACACGAGCUGUCGAAGCAUUUUUAACAUGAAAUGUUCAACAAGCAGGGUUUUAGCAGAAAAUAAGAUCAGACUGAAAAUGAAGCCAACAGGACUCUCUAAAUGAGGGUUUCGCUUUGGGCAAUGGUGUAAGGAUCAUAGAAUUGAAAAUGUAACAGUAAGUGGCUGUUCUUUGUGCUGUGACAUUGUGCAGGUUGUGGGGUCUCUGACAGAGCCUCAUUUAAACAUGUAUUUGUGAUUUAUUUAAGUGUCUUUCUACAAUGCAUGCCUCAUUCUUGUAAGCUAUUUAACAGCAAUAAAAGUGGAUUUUCUGAUGUAAGAA
Messenger RNA from Labrus mixtus (cuckoo wrasse), 8060 nucleotides. RefSeq names its product sema domain, immunoglobulin domain (Ig), short basic domain, secreted, (semaphorin) 3bl (gene sema3g). Gene Ontology annotation, biological process: negative regulation of axon extension involved in axon guidance; negative chemotaxis; neural crest cell migration. The coding region runs from base 342 to 2708 and encodes 788 amino acids. The record is from RefSeq and is a predicted model, not a curated record. The transcript has 16 exons. Gene Ontology annotation, molecular function: semaphorin receptor binding; chemorepellent activity. Lineage: Eukaryota; Metazoa; Chordata; Actinopteri; Labriformes; Labridae.